Cucumis sativus (cucumber) is the source of this 1017-nucleotide messenger RNA. Its product is annotated as peroxidase N1. The transcript is spliced from 3 exons. Gene Ontology annotation, cellular component: plasmodesma; plant-type cell wall. Bases 22 to 1005 code for a protein of 327 amino acids. Gene Ontology annotation, biological process: hydrogen peroxide catabolic process; response to oxidative stress. Lineage: Eukaryota; Viridiplantae; Streptophyta; Magnoliopsida; Cucurbitales; Cucurbitaceae. Gene Ontology annotation, molecular function: peroxidase activity; heme binding. The record is from RefSeq and is a predicted model, not a curated record.
UCACAGCAUUUCUCUGUUUUGAUGGCGAAAGUUGGUUUCAUUUUAAUUGUAUACGUAGUGGUGGUGUUGCAUAGCAACGCUGUGCAUGGCCAAGGCACACGCCUUGGCUUUUAUCGUGCCACGUGCCCACAAGUCGAAUUCAUCGUUAGAUCCACGGUUCGAUCUCAUUUUCAAUUAGAUCCAUCGAUCGCUCCUGGGUUGUUAAGAAUGCAUUCACAUGAUUGCUUCGUCCGAGGGUGUGAUGCUUCUGUGCUUCUUGCUGGUCCCAAUUCUGAGAGGACGGCUGUGCCUAACCGUACUUUGAAAGGGUUUGAGGUCAUUGAUGAUGCCAAGUCACAACUUGAGGAUAUCUGCCCAGGUGUUGUCUCCUGUGCUGAUAUUCUUGCUCUUGCUGCUCGUGACUCAGUGGUUCUGACAGGUGGAAGAAGUUGGGAAGUUCCGACGGGACGAAGAGAUGGCAGAGUUUCAUUAGUUUCCGAGGUGAAGUUGCCUGGUUUUUCAGAUUCCAUUGAAGUUCAAAAGGAGAAGUUCAGAUCUAUGGGGCUCAACACACAUGACCUCGUAACUCUCGCAGGUGCCCAUACCAUUGGUACUGCAUCGUGUCGUUUUUUCAGUUAUAGACUCUACAACUUCACAACAGUCACUGAAACCGGUGCUGACCCAACUCUUAAUCCAUCACUCGUCGAACGACUACGAGAUGUUUGCCCUGUAGACGGAGAUAGCUCAAACAGAUUUGAACUCGACAUCGAUAGUGCAGAAAAGUUUGACGUAUCGUUCUACAAAAACUUGAGACAAGGAGGAGGGAUCUUAGAGUCGGAUCAAAUGUUGUGGAACGAUGAUUCUACUCGCCCUAUCAUCCAACACUAUUUGAGUUUAAAAGGUUUAGUAGGGCGUUCAAGCUUUAAAGUUGAGUUUGGAAGAUCGAUGGUUAAAAUGAGCAAUGCACAAGUUAAAACUGGCCUUCUUGGUGAAAUUCGAAGGGUUUGCUCUAAGGUUAAUAAUUGAUAUGUUUUUAAG